GGUUUGACGAUGAACAGGGUUUUGUUGACGGACGGGAUUCUGACAACGAAGAGGGUUUUGUUGAUGAACGGGGUUCUAACAACGAACAGAAUUCUGGCGAUGAAUUGGAUUCUGAUUCUUUGAAUGAGGAUAGCCAAGAUCCAAAUAAUCCAUUAACGUGGAAGUUCAGUAAACAAGUAGCCGCAUUUACUUCUGAAGUAAUUGAAGAAAUUGAGACGCAAGAAGGUGAUACUUCUACACCUACUUAUUUUAUCGGUUGUGAAAAUUUUAAAAAUGGUGAACGUGGCCAUCGGUAUCAAAGUACAUCGAUGCAACGAUUUCUUAAAGGAGUUCCACUUCCGGAAUUACACCCAUCAUUGAAUAAUCGAUCUAAAAUUGAGUAUAUGAUUGCAACAAGGCGUCGUGCUGAACAUCCAGCCAAAGAAUUUGACAAACUUCAAUGGAGUUCAGCUUAUACGUACGAAAAAGCAAACGUACCAGAAUCUUAUAGGGAUAAAUCACCCUUACAAAGAACUAUAAAAUCGGUUAAAAAAACCAACAAAGGCAAACGUUCAAAUGAAACUUCGAUUUAUCAAAAAUCUUCAAAAAAAGCUCGAGUUACCAGUGAAUCGAUUAACAUUGAGGAACAAGAAAGAAUUUUAAGAAUCGAAAAUGAAAAGCUCGCCAUUCAGAAAAACAAAAAUGAUGA
Messenger RNA from Dentiscutata erythropus, 688 nucleotides. The record is from the annotation of a GenBank genome assembly. Lineage: Eukaryota; Fungi; Glomeromycota; Glomeromycetes; Diversisporales; Gigasporaceae.